This is a messenger RNA of Syngnathus typhle (broad-nosed pipefish), 4468 nucleotides long. It is a transcript of the gene bicd1a, whose product is annotated as bicaudal D homolog 1a. The record is from RefSeq and is a predicted model, not a curated record. Gene Ontology annotation, cellular component: cytosol; Golgi apparatus. NCBI's taxonomy places the organism in Eukaryota, Metazoa, Chordata, Actinopteri, Syngnathiformes, Syngnathidae. Gene Ontology annotation, molecular function: cytoskeletal adaptor activity; dynein intermediate chain binding; dynein complex binding. Gene Ontology annotation, biological process: positive regulation of receptor-mediated endocytosis; protein localization to organelle; regulation of microtubule cytoskeleton organization. The transcript is spliced from 10 exons. The coding region runs from base 107 to 2743 and encodes 878 amino acids.
AUCCCCAUCCUCCUCCCGUCCGCCCCUGCGUGCUGAGAGACAUACCGGGAGAACAACCGCAGACCAACAGGCUGGGUCGGGGGACGGAGAGAGCGAGGGAGAGGCGAUGGCGGCCGGUGCGGGAUGCGGAGAGUCGGUGGAUCAGUAUCGGGCCGAGGUGGAACGGCUGGCCCAGGAGCUGAGCGAAGCGAACGGGGAGAAGAUCCGGGCUGCUGAGUGCGGGCUGGUGGUCCUGGAGGAGAACCAAGCGCUGAAGAACAAGUGCGCCGAACUGGAGAGCGAGCAGGAGGCUCUGAGGAAAGAGUUGGAACAAUUGCAAGAGGCAUUCGGCCAAGCAUACAGCAUACAGCGCAAGGUGGCCGAGGACGGCGAGACCAAUGAGGAGACGUUGCUGCAAGAGUCUGCAUCCAAGGAGGCGUACUACAUGUCUCGUCUUUUGGAGCUGCAGACGGAGCUCACCUUGAGUCGCUCUGUCGCUUCCAACGCGCAGUCAGAGAAUGAGAGGCUCAAUGAAGUCGUGCUGGGUCUGCGAGAGAGUAUUGAUGUGCUGGAGCUCCAGAGAAGUAGGAUGAGGGAAGAGAUCAAAGAGUAUAAAUUCAGAGAGACACGUCUGCUUCAGGAUUACACAGAGCUCGAGGAGGAGAACAUCACCUUGCAGAAAUUGGUCUCUACGCUCAAGCAGAGCCAGGUGGAGUAUGAGGGUCUCAAGCACGAGAUUAAGGUGCUGGAAGAGGAAACCGUUUUGCUCAACAGCCAACUUGAAGACGCGUUACGUCUGAAAGAAAUCUCUGCGGGACAACUGGAGGAGUCCUUGGAUGCCCUCAAGAGUGAGCGUGAGCAGAAGAACAAUCUGCGAAAAGAGUUGGCCCAUUACCUCAGCCUGAGUGACAGCGUCUACGUGGCAGGAGCCCACAUUGCCCUCACGGUCACCGAAGGCCUCAAGUUCCCAGAGGAGGUCAAUGGUAGCUCCAGCGCCAACAGCAGCAGUAUUGUCCCUGUCAACGGCAACAAUGACGACAGUUGUCGACACAACGGUCACCUUCACGCAGGCGCCAUGUUGGCCAAAAUGAACGGAGACUACCAUGCGGGCAGAAAGAGCGAGGGUCUGCAUCCGGUACCAGACCUGUUUAGUGAGCUCAACCUCUCAGAGAUGCAGAAGCUCAAACAACAGCUCCUACAGGUAGAGCGUGAGAAAGCCGCACUGCUCAUGAACCUGCAGGAAUCGCAGACCCAACUGCAACACACUCAAGGCGCUCUAACUGAGCAGAGCGAGCGCGUCCAUCGCCUCACGGAGCGCGUCAACGCCAUGAAGCAUCUUACCGGUGGCAAAGAACUGGAUGACCCUCAAGAGUGUGAGAAACCUGCCGACGGCUCCCUGUCGCCACAAGCUAAUGGUCACGGCGAUGUGGCCAUACAUGGCUUUGAGGUCCUGGAGUGUAAAUACAAGGUGGCUGUGACAGAGGUGAUCAACCUGAAAACAGAGCUGAAGGCCUUGAAGGAGAAAUAUAGCCAGACUGCGGAGGAGCAAGCGGAGGAUCAUAGUGACGACAGAGUACGCGCACUGGGGGAACAGGUAACCCAUUUGGAGAGCAGCUUGCAGGAAGGCCGUGAGAGGGUGGCGAGCCUGGAGGCGGAGCUUCGUGCAUCUGUGAGCACCGCCGCAGAGAGCCAGGGCCUGCUGAACACGGCACAGGAUGAGCUGGUGACUUUCAGCGAGGAGCUGGCGCAGCUCUACCACCACGUGUGUCUAUGCAAUAAUGAGACACCCAACCGCGUCAUGCUCGACUAUUACCGCCAGAGCCGAGUCACACGCAACGGUAGCCUCAAAGGCUCCGAAGACCUCCGGGCUUUACUUACACCACGCCUGGCUCGACGCCUGGCUGCAGUUUCGGCGCUCUGCUCCUCCGAGGCGCAGCGUUGUCCCUUGGACUCCCCGUCCAAAGAGCCCCAACACAGUGACACAACCACCAACACACCAGAGUCCCCAGUUCACCACAGUAGCCCCACCCGCAACCCCAUUGGCUCUCUUGUCACCAGCACAUCCCCUUGCCCAUCACCGGUGCCCUCGGAGGCAGUGGGAGACCUGCGGAAGGAACCCAUGAACAUCUACAACUUGAACGCCAUCAUCAAAGACCAAAUCAAGCACCUGCAGAGGGCUGUUGACCGCUCCCUGCAGCUGUCCAGGCAGAGAGCUGCAGCCAGAGAGUUAGCUCCCAUGUUUGAUAAAGACAAGGAAUUGUGUAUGGAGGAAAUCCUGAAGCUCAAGUCCCUCCUUAGUACCAAAAGAGAGCAGAUAGCCACACUCAGACUGGUUCUGAAGGCCAAUAAACAGACAGCAGAGGUAGCACUAGCCAAUCUGAAGAGCAAGUAUGAAAAUGAAAAAGUCAUGGUGACUGAAACCAUGAUGAAGACGCGAAAUGAGCUGAAGGCCCUCAAAGAAGACGCCGCCACCUUCUCCUCACUCAGAGCUAUGUUUGCCACCAGAUGUGAUGAAUAUGUUAUCCAGCUGGAUGAGAUGCAGAGGCAACUUGCAGCAGCUGAAGAUGAGAAGAAGACAUUAAACUCGCUCCUCCGUAUGGCUAUCCACCAGAAACUGGCCUUGACCCAACGGCUGGAGGAUCUAGAGUUUGACAAUGAGCAGAUCCAUCGUGGUCGCGGUGCUAAAAUACCCAAAAUGAAAAGCAGCCCACCAAAAAUUGUCAGCAGCCUGCUGCCUCAGUAUCGUCGUUCUCCACACACCUAAGGCGAGGGAGAAUUUCCUUCCUAUACAGUCCUAAAUUUCGUGCUGACCUUCAAGAACACAAAGCAGUUUUGUCCAGCAGCGGGAGCCUUCUUAUCCCUAUGUGACCUUCGUAACUGCCCGGCCCACCAAUCCCAGUCCCCAAACAUAACCCUUGUUGAUUAAGAGUGGGAGUGGUGCUCCUGUGUGUGGGUCUCCUCAUGGCUCCUCGAAGCCCUACAAAGAUGUCACUGGAUUCCAUGAUAUAGAAGUGCUUCCUGGUCCACUGACACCGCGUGUCACAAGAGACUGGCAAACGCACGCAAACACGAACACACGCACAUGCACGCACACACACACACGCACGAGUGACAAAUCACAUGACUCUUUUCCCCUAAUUGUAUGUUUGAACAUUAACUGCUAUUGGUAAUUAUUUAUUCAUUAGAUAUUUAUUAUUAUUGAAAUGAUGUUUUUCUUUUGGCUGGCGAUUUCUUAACUAUGGCUUAAAGUUUAAAUGAACCCAAAGAAAGCAGUAUUAAAAGGGAGAUUUUAUCAGUGUUAAAGAAUUUCUUGUCAUGGUCAUGACUGCUAACUUUUCUGUUUUUUCUUUGGAUGCUUGUGUUUUUAUACAAAUACUUUUUGCAACCCAUGAGACUUUUAUAACAUUUGUUUUUUUAGUUGUAUUUAUUUUUUAUUUUAUUUUAGAGCAGCCUUGAGGAAUGUGACUAAAUCCAUGCUUGGCUCAUUUCUCGUCAGAGACUGAGUUAGAUGAGUAUCUAUGAGAUUAGGGCUGCUGGCCUGAGUUGUUGCCUUUUGAGUUGCACAGGUUCAAGUGACCAUGUAGGGACCAGACCUCCUGUUUUUUUUUAAAUAUGUCAACAGUAAUUUAUCAAGGUGUGCCUCUUCUUGUGUUCCUUACAGUUGCCAUUAUUUUUCAAAUAUUUUAUUCAAAACAAAUAUUGUCUUUUCUAAGAGGUCCUCUUCUGUUUUAUCAAGGUUAGAAAAUAAAACUUUCUAUGAGAAUCUUAGUUUGGGAUUUUUGGAAAUAUUCCAAAUUAAUUAGAAGUAUGUACUUCAAAUGUUAUCAUAUACAAACCUAAAUAUGAAAUAUCCUUAUUUACCCUCCUGUAACACAUUGUGAUGACGGCAAAUGAUUAUGUAUCUCUGUUGAUAUGCUUCCUUCACACAGUAUGCAGUACUGUCCAAGCACAACUGAGCAUCUAUGCAUUACAGCACUAUCCAGUCGCGCUCACCACAAACUCUCUACCGACGGUAAAAGUGUUUCCCACUUUGUUCAAAAAGAUUGGUUAUGCAGUAAGUUACUUCUCGUAAUUAAUCCUUAACACCAAUUGCAACAGUUCUGAUCUGACACAAGUGACUGGUAUGGAUAGCCUUUCUAAUGUUAGUCUUUUUUUUGUAACUUCAUUCUGUGAUCUGAUCUUCACCACUUUCUAAUCAUCAGAACGUCUAAUGAAAUGUGAAUGACGUGGAACUAAAGCCAGUAUAAUGCAUUUCUGGAUGGGUUGUAUGUGUGCAUUUGCAAUACCUGUAUUCCUGCUGGGUCACUGGUGACCAACCUGUCUUGGUCUGUUUGCACAAUAUAGCAGGAUAGAAAUCGAGAGACUAAAAAAGAUAAACAAACCUCUUUGUAAAUUAAAAAUAGCUGAAUGCUCAAGCUACAAUUGAAAUUUUCUCUUUAAAAUUGCAUUUAAUUGAUUUCAGAAAUAAAAAAUGGACUUGUCUAAUUUA